Sinocyclocheilus rhinocerous is the source of this 828-nucleotide messenger RNA. RefSeq names its product solute carrier family 25 member 44-like. Gene Ontology annotation, cellular component: mitochondrion. Gene Ontology annotation, biological process: branched-chain amino acid catabolic process; branched-chain amino acid transport. The transcript has 2 exons. The record is from RefSeq and is a predicted model, not a curated record. NCBI's taxonomy places the organism in Eukaryota, Metazoa, Chordata, Actinopteri, Cypriniformes, Cyprinidae. Gene Ontology annotation, molecular function: branched-chain amino acid transmembrane transporter activity. The annotation marks the transcript as partial.
CAAAAAAAUGAAAAUUCAAUCAUCAUUUACUCACCUUCAUGUUGGUCCAAACCUGUAUGACUUACUUUAUUUUAGUGGAACACAGAAGAUGCUGCCUAACAUCUACUUUUGUGUUCCACGCAAGCGAGAAAGUUCAACAGGUUCACUUCACUUUCAACAUGAGGGUGGUCUGAAACUAAUGCCGGGCACUACAGGCAGGAAACAUGCAGCAGAAGCGCAACAUUCAGAUCAUAGAAUGGGAGGACUUGGACAAACGCAAGUUCUACUCGUUUGGAGUCUUCAUGACCAUGGCCAUCCGCACAACGGUCUACCCGGCCACUCUGAUCCGCACCAGGCUGCAGGUUCAGAAGGGGAAGUCUCUCUACACUGGGACCUACGAUGCCUUCCGUAAGAUUCUGAGAGCUGAGGGUCUGAGAGGACUUUACAGGGGCUUCAUGGUGACCACGUUCACGCUCAUAUCAGGGCAGGCGUACAUAACCACUUACGAGCUGGUAAGGAAAUAUGUCUCCAACUAUUCUAAAGACAAUACGCUGAAGUCAUUAGUUGCGGGAGGCUCGGCGUCACUGGUGGCCCAGAGCAUUACUGUUCCCAUAGAUGUCAUAUCGCAGCAGCUUAUGAUGCAGGGCCAAGGGGGGCAUCUGACCCGCUUUAAAGUGAAACCCACAAUGGGAGCAACGCACUCUGUAUUUUUCGGCCAGACGAGAGACAUUAUUGGGCAGAUAUUUGCUGUGGAUGGCAUUCGUGGCUUCUAUCGAGGAUAUGUGGCGUCUCUUCUCACAUACAUCCCCAACAGUGCCGUUUGGUGGCCGUUUUACCACUUCUAUGCAG